Messenger RNA from Vicia faba (fava bean), 969 nucleotides. NCBI's taxonomy places the organism in Eukaryota, Viridiplantae, Streptophyta, Magnoliopsida, Fabales, Fabaceae. The record is from the annotation of a GenBank genome assembly.
AUGGGUAGCCAUAACCGGACCCAAAAAGUUGUUGUUGGGAUCACCUCUGUCAUAACCGAACCCACCGUUAAAAUUGUUGUUUGUCAUGAAAUUGGGCAUUUCUGGCAUGGUAAAUCCACUUCCUCUGCUAGAAUUGUUGGUGCCGCCGCCGGAAUUGACGUUGGCGGCGGCGCCGUCGCCUCCAUGACCUCCGGGAGGAGGUGGUGUUUGGGUAGGGAGUUUCUUUCUUUGAUACUUGAAAAAGUGAAAGGGGAUAAUGCUAUUGCACAAAACAUUACAAGGUCUGGCAAGAAGGAUCUGUAUUCAGAAUUACUUUGGUAUCUUACUUUCGGUUUGCUUAGGGACAAUUGCUGUUAUGAUUCCAGUAUAUUUGCUACCCAUGGCGUUUCCAUAUUGGAAGAUUUAGUGAUAGCUCUGGCAGACGGGAUUGCAAGUGUCUAUCUGGAGUUUAUUUCUGUUGAUAGUAAGGUGUCAAGUAAAACAAAUAGCUGGGACAUGUCAUUCUGUGCUAUGUCCACUAGGGAACUCCAAAAAUUACGCAACGAGGUUGCUUUGAACCAGUGGUUGCACCACAACAUGGACACAGUUGUGUCAAUGUAUGAGGAUCACUUUGACUUGUGUACACUUGAGAAACAACCCAUUAAUCUACCAGACAGCAGUCAGACUGAAAAACAAUCUUGGUGGAGGAAUCUUACCCAACAAUCUUCAAAAACCAUGUCACAUGAGUUACACUCUAUUGUGAUAAGCCAUUUCUCGAUGCCCGUAAAGCGGACCAAGGAGUUAAGAGCCCUGAUAGGAUGGCGGUAUUACUUCAGCCUUCUCCUUGAGUUGUCGGACAUCAUGAUGCCGAUUGUUAGAAAAGUUAUUAAUAAAGCAAGUGAAGCGAUCUCUUUCUUUUUGGUUAGCUUGAUUGGUAGGUCUGUAGGACUCAUUUAUACAGGCAUUAGGCAGUCCCUCAAAUGGAAGUGA